Messenger RNA from Lathyrus sativus (Indian pea), 441 nucleotides. The record is from the annotation of a GenBank genome assembly. Lineage: Eukaryota; Viridiplantae; Streptophyta; Magnoliopsida; Fabales; Fabaceae.
AUGGCGGGUUCUGCAAUUUCGCUUCGAAACACUUUCGUCUUGGCUUCUAUGCGCACAGUUUCACCAACCAACUCUCUCAAACUUUCAUCACUCUCACCCCAAUUAGGGUUCCUGAAUUCUCAAUUAACUGGUCUCAGAAUCUCUUCUCAGACUUCACUGAAAACGCCUACACCUGUAGUUGCUUCUCCUUUUCAACCCAUUGUUGCCAAGAGAGUGUGUCCUUUCACCGGAAAAAAAUCAAACAAGGCCAACAAAGUAUCUUUCUCAAACCAUAAGACAAAGAGGUUGCAAUUUGUAAAUCUCCAGUACAAGAGAAUUUGGUGGGAAGCUGGAAAGCGCUUUUUAAAGCUUCGUUUGUCGACCAAGGCAUUGAAGACCAUAGAGAAGAAUGGACUUGAUGCAGUUGCGAAAAAGGCUGGAGUUGAUCUCAGUAAGAAAUAA